Molecule: messenger RNA, 1026 nt
Organism: Linnemannia hyalina
Lineage: Eukaryota; Fungi; Mortierellomycota; Mortierellomycetes; Mortierellales; Mortierellaceae
Source: the annotation of a GenBank genome assembly
AUGAACCACGAAACCAAGGAAGUCAUCCUCAAGGUCACCGAUGUCGUCAAGACCGUUGUCCACUUCGGCUUCAUCCCAUUUGUGAUCUACCUCGGUAUGGGCGAACAGGAAGAAUCAGCAGGAUAUCAGCAAGAUGAAGAGACGUUUUCAUGGGCGUCAGACGAACUUUUGAGCUCGGAGGAGGGGAAGGAGGGGGACGAACAGGAAAACGAGGCGCCUUCAGAGGGCAAUGCAGAAACUACAGCUAUCAACAUCAGCGCCGAAACCGCUGCUGCUACUGCGAGUCUGGACGCCGCGGACAUCGAAAUGUACAAGCAGCUGAUUGACAUCCCAAAGACGACGACAGACCUUGGCGACUCAGGCGAGUGGAAACCGAUCAGGAUCUUGGACGAUUUUGUCAUCUAUAACAAAAACAAAAGCCGGCCGGGAUAUGGAUUUCGCUUCUCGGAUCUAGAAAAGUGUCUUGACAGUUACUGCGAGAUUGGGAUCAGCGAGAAAGUUCGACCUGCGUUGACCAAGCAUGGACGGAUCUUUGGUCGCAAGAAGGUUCAGUCGGCGGAGGCUGGGACUCAAGGCAAAGGAUCCACUAUCCACCUAUCGAAAGUCCUUGGCUGGGGUAUGGAGAUAGUCGAUAACGAUGAGAGCUAUCUGUGGGUCAAGACUCAAUUCGCGACGUACAUCUUGGGUUCACCAGCAUCAAUGUACGGCGCAGUCUAUGACGACCUGUUCAAGAAACCCCGGUUGAUAAACCUGCUGAUGGUGGCCCUGAUUGCCGGUCGGGACGUGACUCUGGACAAUUUUAUGUCGAACAUGCGCUACACCAAAGCUGGCGCGUGCAAUCGGUCACCGAGACGCGUCCUUGCAGGAGGGCCGCCUGUCAGAUCGAACUGGGACCAACCCCUGACACAGUCGGACCUUAUGGCUCAUAGCGCGUACGUUCAGGAGGAAAUUAUGUUGUGGUGGAAACAGUACAGUCUACCAUGGGAGGUGAGUCUCACUCCACCGAUCUUUGAUGAGCUGAGAUAG